Molecule: messenger RNA, 3775 nt
Organism: Brienomyrus brachyistius
Lineage: Eukaryota; Metazoa; Chordata; Actinopteri; Osteoglossiformes; Mormyridae
Exons: 7
Coding region: 470-3133 (887 amino acids)
Source: RefSeq, a predicted model, not a curated record
AUCUUCAUUGCAAACAAGUAGGAGCUAUUAGAAGGUUAUAUAUCAUUAAGUUGAAAAAAAAGGAAAAAUAAAAGCUUAAGCAAAUAUCAGUUGCAGAUCAGACAGAUUUUAAAUAGGAAGAAAAAAGAAAGAAACCGAAAAAGCUGAGUGUUGUGGAAAGGGGGGUGCAGAGAGGAAAUAAAAAUCUUGGCUGAUGACGUAUGUUGUAUGCCUAGGUAGGCUAAACCGCAAAGAUGCAAAGUUAGUCCUUGUCAGCUCCGCUGCAAGUGCAACUAGAGUUAGAACAACAAUAUGUCUCUUUUCAAUCUAAUGUUUUUCUAUAUCUUUGGAUGUACAACUUUUGAAAUGUAAUUUUCUUUUUGACACAUUUUUGACGAAAAACCUAAAUAUUUGCAUACUUUUGCCUGUUUUUUUUUUUUUCGCAUCUCUUUUUAACAGGAAAUCGCUUUAAGAAACAACAGUGAUAAAAAUGGAGCAAGAUAUUGCUGACCUUUUAAGUGAUGCAUUCUCAGACACAUUUCUAUCAUCUUACCCAGAAGAAGACCUAAGCUUUGACAGCCUGAGUUUUGAUGAAGGUGAUGAGAAAAGAAACAAGACAAUUGGUUACAACAAGCUAUCAGUGUUGACAGAGGUGGAUGAAAGUGAAGAGGUUCUGAGUAGCAUAUGUGAGGAAGAUCUUUUUCCGAAAGGUGAAAGCGGGGCUGAAAGAACAAUUUCGCAGAGUCUGGAUGUGGAUGCAAAGGAGGAAACCAGUGAUGAGGGUGAUUCAAGAAAAGAAAGAGAUGAAGAUGAUAUUCAAGAAGGCAUCACUGAGGAGGUGGACUCAAAAGAAGACAAACAUGAGGAUACUGUAACAGAAUCUCGAAAUAAGGAAGAUUCAAGUGAAGAAAAAGAUAAAGAUGAUGUAUUGGAGAUGCAGAAAAUAGGUGAUGAGGAGAUGGGCUCAGUGGAAUAUAGAGUAGGGACCGUCGUACAGAAAGAUAUCAGAGACGAAAUGGUAGAUGUAGUUGGUGAAGAAUCAAGCAGUGAUGAGUUGGAUUCAAGAGAAGUUAAAUAUGAGGGUGUUGUAAUGGAUAAAUCCACUGAAUACCCAUCUGAGGUGAACAGGCAACAAAAGGAAUAUUUUCAGGAUCAAGAGGAAGAUGAUGGUGGAAUGGAUCAUUCCGCUGAAUGCACAACUGAUGUGAUAAGAAAACAGAAGGAAUAUUCUGAGGAACAAGAGGAAGACAUGGAAAAGACACAAAGUGGGAAGGGUAGUUAUGUCACUGAUGAAGAAGAGGAAAGCGAUGCAAGUAGAAGAAAACAUGAUGAACUGAAUUACGGGCUCUGUUCCCUUCAGGUAGACAGGCAAGAGGAUGCGGUAAAAACUCAUGCAAAUGAGAGCAAAGAAGAAGAAAUUUAUGAAGGUGAGCAGGAAACCUUGUCUGCCACAGGUAUUGGAAGCACAGGAUUUUCUAAAGGCUGGUCUCCUGUAGAGAAUGAGGAUGCACACAAUAGUCUUUUUGAAGUAUUACUUGAACCACAAUUUGAAGAUGACAUGAAAGAGUUUUCUGAGGAUGACCUGGGUGUCAUUGGGGAAGACUAUGCGGAGUACCCAGAGUGUUUUCAACAAAAAGAUAAAGGGGAAAGAACAAAAAAGAUGGAGGACAUGCAAACUGAAUCAAUGCGGAAGACACCAAAGCUUGAAAUGGAAGGGACUGCACAACUGGGAGGAGAAAUAUUUGAGUGGGAGCUUCUAGAUAGACACACAGAGUUCCAUGGUGAAUUCAGUGGGAGUGAAGGGACAGCAAGAGAUAUUCCUGAUGAGAAACAGAGCACUGUUCUAAAAAAUUUAAGAGAUGGAUCGCAAAAUAUGUUUUUGGAAAGAAAACAUACUGAACAGCAAGAUUCAGAAGGAGACUGUUUAAGAAAAGAGGAAGAAGGUAUGGAGGGAAACAGACCAGUAAAAGAUGAGAUGGGUGAGGGUAUACAAGAAGUAAUGGGGUAUUCCUUUGCAUGGAAGAAGAUAGACAAAAGAGAUUUCAGAGAUUCGGAACCCCAAAAGGACACAAUGGUGUUUGAUGUGACCCACGGUGACUUUCUUGAUGUACGAGAUGAAAGUGGUAAUGAAUUUCAAGAAAAAAAAAAAUUAGAGGCAAAAUACUGCAGUCAAGAGAGUUAUGAUAAGCAACAUGUCAGCUGGACAUGUGGCAAUGAGAGAGAGAAGGAGACUGGGAGGUCUCCAGAAGGAAAUAACGGACCUUUUCCGAAAACAAGAUUGAUGGAAGGUCUGUGUGACUUUAGUGUAAAAGCCAACAUGGCAUCCUCAGACAUGGGUAGUGGAGUGGGAGAUUUAGAGAGCAGACUUAGCGUUGUGGACAUAGAAGUUGUGGACUUUAGCAGGAUGACAGAAGAUUGUGAGAACACAGGAGAGAUGUCUACAGGGAUGGUGACUCCAAAUGAAUUGACUUUGAAGGUCAACUGGGCUGAAGAUCCUCUAAUUACUGAGACCAGAAACAGUCAAGAGAUAUUUGAAAAAGUGUGCUUAGUUGAAACUGAGAAUCAGUUUUCUGAGUCGGAAGAGAAAAAGCUCACGGAUGUUUCACUUCAAUAUGAAACAUAUAAUGUUACAGAUGCUCAGCAGCAUAAAUUUCAAAAUUACAAUGAAGAGGAGGAAUGGAAUUAUGAACAGGAUAAAGAGAGAACUGAAGAAUUUUAUCAAAACGACAAUGAUGACCAAGAUUGUGACACAAGGCAAAGAAGUCGAAAUUCCAAGAAGCAUACUGUGACAUUCUGCCUGGAGCCCAACCUUCAGAGAGACUCAGGAAGCAGUGACCUGGAAGAUGGAGAUAGUACCUCUUCAGACAGUAUGGAGGACCAGCAUACUUCAGAAACCAGACAAUUCCUGGACCUGGAGGAGGACAGUGAUGAUUACAGACGAAGGCAGACUUGUGCCCUUCUCCAGCAGAGUUCAGCCACUCAAAGGGAGCUGCUGAAUUUGAACAGAGAGCUGAAGAUUCAUCGUCAGAAUGACACGAUUUCCAGGAUGGUGAAGUCCUUUCUGAAGAUAUGUCUGACAACUGUGGUAGGAAUCCUCUUCUUUUGGUGGGUUGCAGACCAACUGGACCGGGUGGGAAAAGAUAGUGUCGACUGAAAAUGCUCAGUCUUUGAGUAAGGGGGAGCUUAUUGUGAUUCUAAUACAUGUGUACUUAGUCAGAAGAUUCAUAUCAGUAAUUAUGAAAAAUUUUAACGUAAGCUAACAAAGUCUAAAGUAAAUAAUGUUUACAGUCAUGUGCCAGUCAUGUCAAAAAUAUGUAUUGCUAGAAAGCUAUAACUUGGCUUGACAUAAUCUUUUGGAAACUGAAUUAUUUGUUUUGAAUAACUAUAGCUAAUCUACUCUUUCUUUUGUACAAGCAUAUGUUAAGUACCAUGCUAUUUUUUCUAUAUGGUGAAAUCUGUCAAAACAACAUUCUUUAUUCUUUUUAAAAUAUAUAAAAAUAUAAUUUUCUUUGAAUGUUUAAUAUUUACUAAUAUUUUCUAUGCAAUUGUGCCAGUUUGAAGUAUUAAAAUAAAAAAUGUUAAAUAAUAAACUCAGUUAAAUCUUUUUGUUUUACUGUAUUUUUAGAAAAUAAAUUUGUAUUUCUACUAUAUGCCACUUCAUGUCUGUCUUGCUACAGUCAACAAUAACUUGAUCUUUUGAAGCAAUGUUAAAAUUAUAUGCUGUAUAAACAUAUAUAUUUUUUCAAAUGUUAAAUUUUCAAUGGAACUGCUAAUAAACGGCUUGAAUUAGUCAGUA